AGUGACUUUKCAGGAUAAAAACAGACGUGAGGAAAUUUGAAGUUUAUUAACCUUUUUCUUGGAUAAAUCGUCAUAGAAAUCGUGCUUGUGACCAGYAUCACUACUUUUUAUCGUCAAGGAUCGUUUCUGAAAGACUUCAAGAUGUCGAGUCAAAUGGAGAAACACUUAUUUAACUUGAAGAUGGCUGCAAAACAAAUGGAGAGAUCUGCAAAGAAAUGUGAAAAAGAGGAAAAAGCAGAAAAAUUGAAACUGAAAAAGGCAAUUCAAAAAGGCAACAUGGAUGGAGCUAGGAUCUAUGGUGAAAAUGCUAUAAGACAAAAAAACCAGAAUAUCAAUUUCCUGAGGAUGAGUUCUCGUAUAGAUGCUGUUUCUCAGAGAGUGCAGACAGCUGUCACAAUGAAACAGYUGACAGGGUCCAUGGCUGGUGUCGUAAAAUCCAUGGACGCAGCAUUAAAGUCUAUGAACCUAGAAAAGGUCUCCGCAUUAAUGGAUAAGUUUGAGAAACAAUUUGAAGAUCUUGACGUCCAGUCUGCUGCUAUGGAUAGUGCUAUGAGCAAUACAACAACUCUCACUGUACCACAGGGCCAAGUUGAUUCAUUGAUGCAACAGGUCGCUGAUGAAGCAGGUCUUGAGCUAAACAUGGAAUUGCCGUCCAGUCAACAAUCAGCCAUUGGAACAGCGUCUACUGCAUCUGCAGAGCAGGAUGAACUCUCCCAGAGACUUGCAAAGUUACGUCAAAGUUAACCAUGAAAGAUGUCAUGUAUAUACUUAUAAUAGUCAAUUAAUKGAGAGGCUUCUUAAGAUACAUGUAACAUCAUCGAGCCUGCCAUAUCGGUCUUUUUCUACACAAAUAUGAUUUUCAAAAUCUUUGAUUCCAGUUUCUUUCACAACCGAUAUGGCUGAGACUAAURAUGGAGAACCUCGUUCAUUUUUUACCACAAACAAGUUAGUUCAAUGUAAUUUCAUAUUAUCAWAGCUCCAUUCUAACACGCGCCCUGAUUGGCGGAUUUCAUGAGAAAAGCUUUGGUUUAUUUUGACAGAUCUUUCCUCGUGUUCUCCCAACCAUCCCGCACGGUUUAUUUCGCCAGUAAAACCGCUUCAAGCUAUCGUCUAUUGCUAAAUAACUAAUUAGAAUUAGCACCUGCAUUGAUUCAUGAGACAAAUKAGAUCUUGUAACUAAUGCGACCUCCAUCUUUUAAAAAUUAAACAUUAAAAAUACAAUUAAAAAAAGUUGAAGAAUUUAGAUCGAUUUCGCAUAAAGGCCUUUUUACACUGUGUCUCAAUGCCGCUAGAGCAGGCGCAAAGUCUCAUUUAGAUUCUGCCUCCCAACUUACCUCGAACAAAACAAAUUGCAAGUUGCCUAGGAAAAUUGCACAGGGUAAUAGUGCCUUAACUCAUUUUUAGGUGAUAAUGUAAAAUAACAAGCAAAUGAGGAUUGUACAAGGAUAUGUGCGCUUAAUAACUUUAAAAUGGCAAGGCUUGUAAAAUAAAUCACGUUAUAACAUUU
Exaiptasia diaphana is the source of this 1507-nucleotide messenger RNA. RefSeq names its product charged multivesicular body protein 1b. The coding region runs from base 142 to 744 and encodes 200 amino acids. Gene Ontology annotation, cellular component: multivesicular body; ESCRT III complex. Lineage: Eukaryota; Metazoa; Cnidaria; Anthozoa; Actiniaria; Aiptasiidae. Gene Ontology annotation, biological process: protein transport; endosome transport via multivesicular body sorting pathway; late endosome to vacuole transport. The transcript has 9 exons. The record is from RefSeq and is a predicted model, not a curated record.